This is a messenger RNA of Xiphophorus hellerii (green swordtail), 2987 nucleotides long. It is a transcript of the gene vps51, whose product is annotated as VPS51 subunit of GARP complex. Gene Ontology annotation, biological process: endocytic recycling; lysosomal transport; retrograde transport, endosome to Golgi. Gene Ontology annotation, cellular component: GARP complex; EARP complex; membrane. NCBI's taxonomy places the organism in Eukaryota, Metazoa, Chordata, Actinopteri, Cyprinodontiformes, Poeciliidae. The coding region runs from base 1 to 2475 and encodes 824 amino acids. The record is from RefSeq and is a predicted model, not a curated record. The transcript has 11 exons.
AUGGACGCCGACGGUUCGGUGUCGGACGAGUCCGGGAGGAGGCGGAGGGUGCACGGCAUGCUGAAGCUGUACUACGGGCUAAACGAGGAGGGCAAGGCCCCGGAGCUGCAGUCCCUGGAUCCCUGCGACAUCAACGGGCCGCAUUUUGACCCGGAACUGUACCUCAACAAGCUGAGAAGAGAGUGCUCCCUUUCUGAGCUGAUGGACCAUGAGACCUGCAUGGUGAAGCAGAUCCGCUCUCUGGACAGUGACAUGCAGACCCUGGUCUAUGAAAACUAUAACAAGUUCAUAUCUGCUACAGACACCAUCAGAAAAAUGAAGAACGAUUUCAAAAAGAUGGAGGACGAAAUGGAUUGCCUGUCUGCGAACAUGGCUGCUAUCACUGACUUCAGCGCUUCCAUCAGCAGCACGCUUCAGGACCAGCACGCACAGAUAACCAAACUAUCUGGGGUUCACACGCUACUGAGGAAACUUCAGUUUCUGUUUGAGUUGCCUGCUAGACUGAAUAAGUGUCUGGAGCUGCAGGCCUACGCUCAGGCAGUGAGCUCCCACCGGCGUGCUCGCUGCGUGUUGCAGCAGUACAGCCACCUGCCUUCCUUCAAGGGGAUUCAGGACGACUGCAACGCCAUCAUGGAGAAGCUGGCUCAGGAGCUUCGGCAGAAGUUCAGAGAUGGUGGGACGAGCGCCAAAGACCUGUCGGAGUGUGUGGAGCUAAUGCUGCAGCUGGAUGAGCCAGCAGAGGAGCUCUGUGAUAAAUUCCUGAGCCAUGCACGCUCUCGACUGGAGCUGGACCUUCAGGGGUUGGAAGCAGAGAUCAAACCGUACCCGCCACCUCCAGCUCCGAAAGAGGCUGCAACACGCAGGUCAUCGUCUUCUACAGCCGCAGGAUCUCCGAGCGAUAAUUCCCCUAAGACGCUCUCUCUGCCUUCUCCCACCCCAAACACCGACAUUCUCGAAUUCAUAGACAGAGGCUGCAAUGAAUUUGUCAGCAGCUUAUGUCUGGUUAUUACUUCCUAUCAAGAACUGUUCAUCAACCAUGCUCAGACAGGCGAGCUGGCUUCGAAGAAUAUUCCUCAGAUGGCAAACGGCAAGCUGCAGGCCUUCGUGGAUGACCUGGCGGCUCGGUAUUUCUCGCUUGUCGAGAGGAGGAUACAAGAAGAGAAAGGCGUCGGCGAUAAUUCCCUCCUGGUCCGCGCUCUAGACCGCUUCCACCGCAGACUGCAGGCCGUGGCCAAACUGCUGCCUGGCUCCGCCGUUCCAAACCGGGGGACGGAAAUCGUGAUAAGAGCGGCAACGGAGCGCGUGAAGCAGUAUCUCUCUGCUCUGCAGAGCUUCUACAUGGACAGCCUGACAGAUGUGAGACAGGCCCUAGCAACGCCUCGACUUUCCGUGGCUGGAGCCGGAGCGCAUCUAGGAGGGCCUGCAGCUGGCCGGGAUGCUCCCAGCAGUCUUCCAGAGCUUCUCUCAUCUCUGUCAGCUUCUAUUCUCAACCAAAUCAAGUCGGUGUUGGCGUCAGUCCAUCUCUUCACCUCCAAGGACAUUACUUUCUCCAACAAGCCUUACUUCAAGGGGGAGUUCUGUAGCCAGGGAGUCCGUGAGAACCUGGUGGUGAACUUCAUCAGGUUUGUGUGCCAGUCUUCUCGACAGUUUUGUGAAAGCGCCGGAGACAAAGGAGGAUCCACGCCCCCGGCUCUCCUGCUGCUGCUGUCUCGCCUCUGCUUGGACUUUGAGACGUCCACCAUCUCCUACAUACUCACGCUCACAGAUGAACAGUUUCUCGUCCAGCACCAAAAUCCCAUAACACCAGUCACAGCAUUAUGUGGAGAAGCAAGAGAAGCGGCACAAAAGCUCCUCAACCAUUAUGUCAAGGUUCAGGGGCUGAUCAUCUCCCAGAUGUUAAGAAAGAGUGUUGAAACUCGAGACUGGGUCAACACCAUCGAGCCUAGAAACGUCCGAGCUGUGAUGAAGAGAGUAGUGGAGGACACCACCUCCAUCGACGUGCAGGUGGGUCUGUUGUAUGAAGAAGGUGUGAGGAAGGCCCACAGCAGUGACUCGAGCAAAAGGACCUUUUCCGUCUACAGCAGCUCCAGGCAGCAACCCCGUUAUGCAGCCAGCUACACACCGAGCGCUCCCAUGGAUACCAAUCUGCUGAGCAACAUCCACAAGCUGUUUUCUGAAAGGAUCGACAUCUUUAGCUCAGUGGAGUUCAACAAGGUCUCUGUGAUGACGGGAAUCAUCAAAAUCAGCCUGAAGACGUUCCUGGAGUGUGUCCGCCUGCGCACUUUUGGGCGCUACGGCCUGCAGCAGAUCCAAGUCGACUGCCACUACCUGCAGAUGUACCUGUGGCGCUUCGUAUCGGACGAGAACCUUGUUCACUUCCUGUUGGAUGAGAUAGUGGGAAGCGCCGCCCACCGCUGCCUGGACCCCUCACCGAUGGAGCAGAGUGUUAUUGAAGUGAUCUGUGAGAGAGGUUGAGUUGUACCUCUGUUACGUUGUUCGGGGAUCGUUUAGCCACUAUUGGCAUUAGUUCGGUGAAUACUGUAAACAUAUUGUAGGAAAAUAAUUAUCCGAAUCUCUUGUUGAUUACUACUACCACAGUUCUUGGCUGGUAUAUUUCCAAGAUUUACCAAUCAUGAUGUUGUCUGUUGAGUUUACUUACAGUUUCUACUGGUAAUCAUUUACUAUAAAAUAAUAAUUAAACAAAAAACUUGGAUUCAGUGUGAAAACAGGGGAUCUCUAGCACUCCGACCUUGAAGAUAAUAUGACUGUGAAUAGAAAACACUGACGACUAAAGAGCAAAGCUGUGUCCAGUGAAAGCUGCUCCAUUGAUAAAUCUCUUCAGGCUAUUUGCGGACUUUUUUGUUUUCAUUCAUUAACUGUAAACUGCAGUACAUCUGUGUUUCAUGUCUGUUUUCUGUACAUGUCUGAAUAGUGAAUACACUAACUUGAAUGUGUGUCCAGAAUAAACAUGUAUGGGUUUAAAAGAA